Messenger RNA from Cervus elaphus (red deer), 776 nucleotides. RefSeq names its product protein mago nashi homolog. Lineage: Eukaryota; Metazoa; Chordata; Mammalia; Artiodactyla; Cervidae. Gene Ontology annotation, cellular component: catalytic step 2 spliceosome; exon-exon junction complex; nucleus. The transcript has 5 exons. The record is from RefSeq and is a predicted model, not a curated record. Bases 73 to 519 code for a protein of 148 amino acids. Gene Ontology annotation, biological process: RNA splicing.
GGCGACUGACGUCACUGCCAGGCGCCGGGAGGCACGUCGGUCGGUCCUUCGGCGGGCUUUUCGGGGACAAAGAUGUCUAUGGCCAGCGAUUUCUACCUGCGUUACUACGUAGGGCACAAGGGCAAGUUUGGACACGAGUUUCUGGAGUUUGAGUUUCGGCCGGACGGAAAACUUAGGUAUGCCAACAACAGCAAUUAUAAAAAUGAUGUCAUGAUCAGAAAGGAGGCUUAUGUACACAAGAGUGUAAUGGAAGAACUGAAGAGAAUUAUUGAUGACAGUGAAAUUACAAAAGAAGACGAUGCUUUGUGGCCUCCUCCUGACAGGGUUGGCCGACAGGAGCUUGAAAUUGUAAUUGCAGAUGAACACAUUUCUUUUACCACAUCAAAAAUAGGUUCUCUUAUUGAUGUCAAUCAGUCAAAGGAUCCUGAAGGCCUUCGAGUAUUUUACUAUUUGGUACAGGACCUGAAGUGUUUAGUGUUUAGUCUUAUUGGAUUACAUUUCAAGAUUAAACCAAUCUAAACUGUAUGUUUUUUGAAACUGGGUUUAUAUUUAAUUAAGGGGUGAGUGAGGGAGGAUUUGUUCAUUUAUAAUAUUGGGGUUUUUAUGAAUGUGAAGCAAAGUUUUGUAUGCAAAUAGGAAAGAAGACAAUAUCUAAGCAGGCUUAAUGGUUAUCUUCACUUGAGUCCAGGUGGAUUGGGCAGCCACCGCACACAUUAAACUCUGUAAAUAAAAGCCACCUGUUGAAAUUUUGCUCCAAUAAAACAUCAAAGCCUGGA